Molecule: messenger RNA, 2718 nt
Organism: Seminavis robusta
Lineage: Eukaryota; Bacillariophyta; Bacillariophyceae; Naviculales; Naviculaceae
Source: the annotation of a GenBank genome assembly
AAAAGGACAAGGAACGCAAUCAGAACAUUUUCUUCGUUUGACUGGAGGCAGUCCAACUUCAAUCAUGGAUGACGUCAGUCAAGGACCAACUGACACCUGGCGAUGCUCGAAUUCUGGGGGAAAUUUUUCACUUCGCAUCACCUCCGAUCUGUUCGUCGUUGGUGCAGUGCGAUGAUAGGUUAUUGCUGUCACGGAACUGUGCUAGAGUCUAUUACAUCUACCUGGCUUCAUUCUAUUCAGUGGCUUUGAUCGGAGUAGCUACUGCUGCUUGGUACCAAGCAACGAAAGUACAACCUCCAUUGCUAUUAUAUUUCAAGAGUUAUCUUUUGCUGGUAUAAGUUCAGAUGAGAUACCGGUAGAGGACAAAGCAAGAAAGAGUCGAGUCAAACGACAGAAAGAAACAAACUGGUGAAAGCUACCAAACGCAAGUUAAUUAAUUAAUUUGCCACCAUGACGUUGCUCAGCCGUCCAACACUCAAGGCCAUGGCUCGUCGCAAGACGCUGGCUGAAGCCAAGAAUACUGAUGAUGGGUCCGGGAGUGGAGGUCUCUUGCGAAGCCUGACGGGGAUUGAUCUCGUGCUCUAUGGAGUAGGAUCGUCGGUGGGAGCAGGUAUUUACGUCAUGAUCGGGCUUGGAAGUGUCAUUGCGGGGCCAGCCAUUAGUGUUUCCUUUCUCGCCUGUGGAGCGGCAUGCAUCCUGACGUCCCUUGCUUAUGCCGAAUUUGCGGCGAGAAUACCAGUCUCUGGCAGUGCAUACACCUACGUCUACGUCGCAUUUGGAGAAUGCUUGGCAUGGUGCGUGGCUUGGUUUCUUAUCUUGGGAUAUGGAUUCACAGCUUCGGUGGUAGCCAGAGCAUGGGCCGAUUAUUGUGGUGAUUUGCUCAUCAAGAUUUGCCAAUCCACAUCCUGGGACACUCUCUGGUUGGAACGGUUUACCGAAUGGGAAGUGUUUGAAGGCUACUCAUUCUCGCUCCUCUCCAUGGUCAUUAUUGGGCUCUCUACUUUGGUAUUGUUGCGAGGCGUUCAGGACAGCGCCAUCUUUAACAAUGCCAUGACCAUCAUGAAUGUUUUGGUGUUGGUUCUGGUAAUUGUUGCCGGGUUUGGAUCAGGAUCCAUCGAUAUGGACAAUCUCACUCCAUUUGUCCCCAACCAUGCAGCCAGUGUUCUGCAAGGAGCUGGACUGGUCUUCUUUGCCUUUAUUGGUUUUGACAUGGUCGCAAGCUUGUCGGAAGAAGUGGUCAAUCCAGAACGCAACAUGCCCAUUGGUAUCGUUGGCAGUCUCCUCGCCACAACAUGUAUCUAUGUCAGUGUUUCCUUGGCGGUCGUGGGCAUGGCACCUAUCAAACUUCUCGGUGAAACCGUACCGGUCAUCAACUCGCUUUUGGUCAAUGCCUAUUGUACACACUCGGAACAAGUUUUGUUGGAUGACGCAACCACGGCUUGUCUGGGGAACGGCGACAAACAUUUGAUCAAACCAGUGUUGGCGACUGUGAGCCGAAUUGUGCAAUACGGUGCCGUUUUUGGCCUCACAGUGGCUUGCUUUACAUCCUUGAUGGGACAACCAAGAAUAUUCUAUCGCAUGGCACAAGAUGGACUCUGGUUUCCACAAUUCGCAGACGUCGAUCCAGUCAGUCAAGUGCCGAGAUUUGGAAUCAUUGUCACCGGUGUUGUUACUGCUCUAUUGGCAUGUUUCGUUCCUCUGGAUGCUCUAGCAAACCUCAUUUCUCUUGGUACUUUGAUGGUAUUCACUUUUGUGGAUGCAGGAGUCAUUUUGCUUCGUGUGAGAACCCACGCUGACAAAGUGGAGCAGCAUCAUCAUCAACAACAACAAUCUGCAGGCCGAAAGGACAAGGAAUCCAUCCACGCCGCCAGAAGAGAGAGACGCCGUCGUCAUCAAAAAGAGACAAACUGGGUGGCUUUGCUUUUGGUUGCCUACACUUUCGCUGUGACGUGCUCAUCCGUCAUCAUGACCAAGACCAGUUACUCGUUCUUGGCUGGAUUCUGUAUGCUGGUCGCCAUUGGUGCAGGUUUGGUCAUUACGACGGUGCCGGAAACCUGGGUCGGCGACGAUUCGCAGUCGACUUUGUCGGCAAUGCACGAGCAUCAUUUCCUCUGCCCCUUUGUGCCGGGUCUACCAUUGGCCGGAAUUGCCUGCAACGCAUUCAUGAUGGGCUCUCUCCCGACAUCUUCAUGGUUCUUUUGCUCGAUAUGGCUUGUCCUCGGUGUGUCUUUUUACUUUAUCUACGGCAUCCAUCACUCCAAGUUGCAACAUAAUGAGAGAUACGCAGAGUCCGCGCCCCUUGUGGCAAUGGCAACGGUACCCCACACUGAAAUCGACGAAAUAGGUCUUCCGAACUAUAUGGAUUUGGAAUGAUACAGCUGGCUAUGCCAAAGGUCUUUUGAUAGGGCUCGGUAACGUCCUGUGAUUUCCCCAACGUCUCCACUGCUGCAUCAAAGGCGCAGACAGGUUUUGAUGAUCGUCUUGAAGCCGGAAAAAUACCGCAGAUAAUGCUUCGACCUUGGCACUGGACUUGGGAGUUGGAGCCAGCAUCAGGCAACAGCAAACAUUCAUUCAUCAGCUUUAGCCUACAUAAGUUCUUAAGCGCUUGGGGGUUUGCAGAUUUGCGGUGACAGAUCAGCUCCACCAUUUUACGGGUAUGGCAACGGAAACGCCAAAUCUACUACUAAAACCACUUAAUAGUUACCCAAAACUCGCACC